Molecule: messenger RNA, 1362 nt
Organism: Neospora caninum
Lineage: Eukaryota; Apicomplexa; Conoidasida; Eucoccidiorida; Sarcocystidae
Exons: 5
Coding region: 1-1362 (453 amino acids)
Source: RefSeq, a predicted model, not a curated record
AUGUCCACAAAGUUUGACAAGAAUGAGCAGUACUGCUCGCCCGAGGCCACGCGCUCUGGCGCCGCCCGCCACGGGUCUGGGGACAGCCUCGAAGAUGUCUUGGACGACACUGUGACGACGAUGGCGUCUGCCGAUACACUCUACCGUUUUUCGCCCCCCUCCUCGCUGCCGUCGAGCUCCUCGUUCCAUGCUUCUGCCUUCGCGCCUUCGAACUCGCCGGGUUCCUCGUCCUCCCUCACGCCCGCCUCGGCGGACCGCGAGACGCAGCCCGUCGAGGUCAUCUACAAGACAGGCAGCUGCGGAAAAGCCGCUGCAGUCCCCGGGUCUCGCGAGAUACGCACUGCAGAGGCGCACGCGAUCACCACGCAAACUUCUGCGCUGUCCUCGGCGUCCACAGGGCCCUCGACGUCGAAGCCGGCGUCAGAGAGAGCGAUGUCGGACGAUGACAGACUGCAUGCAGCCGUGGCGCCGGCGCUCGAGUCGGAGGGGACUCCCGGAGGCCGAGGCAGCCCGGCGAGUCUCGACUCCCGCGCAGAGCGCCGCAUGCAGCCGGCGGUUUUCGGCUCGCCGUCGAGCUCGACGUCCGGUUUGGAGUCUCAGAGCCUGCUGGCGAAGCCUGGCGAGGGCUCUCGCCGCUCCUCGCACGACUCUGACGCGGGCGACGACAGCGAGUUGUCACCCUUUGUCGGAGGAGACGCGCGACACAGCGUCUGUGCCUACCAGAAGACGCGAGCGGUCAUCGACAUGCACGCCGUUCGCGGCGAGCAAGAAAAACGCCGAGCAGGGACAGCCUACUCCAGCGACGAGGAGUUUGACAGCGACGAAGAAACCUUUGCAUCCCGCAGGGAUGGUAGCUCGCUCCGAGACGUCAGCAGUCGCGGAUCGAUGCGCUCCAUGGCCCGCGAGGAAGAACCGAGACGCAACCUCUGGGCCGUGACCAAGGGCAUUCACGAUGCCAUCAUGCGACGACUAGUGGUCAUCUUCUCUUUCGUCGCGGUUGUCUCCUGCUGGGAACUCACGGACGUUUGGGUUGCAGUACUAACAGAAGAAGAAUCGAUCAGCGAAUUGAUCUACUACGGCGGGAUGCUGGUCAUCUCCGUCGGGAUGACUGUCGCCGUGCAGCUCUUCAAAAACCCCUCAAACUCGUUCGUGUUCGUUCUCUCCGCCAUUUUCUCUUUCUUUGCCGCCGUCGGAGGCUGGGGCUUCUUGAGCGCGGUUGUCUAUUUUGCGGCAGGCGAGAGCGUUGUUUUGCUGAUCUUCUACUUCUUUUGUUUCUUCGCCGUCGCCGUCGCCUUUAUCAUUUGCUACAUCUGGUUUUUCGAUCCCGACUACACUGUCGAUAUCAUUGGCAGUGUCUUUUAA